AUGUCGUCCGGAGAAGACAACAACAACAACGUCAACCUCUUGCAAGGGCUGACAGACACCCUUGGCAAGACUGUCGGAGGCCUCACUGAUACGGUCGGCGGUCUUGUCGGCGGCGUGGGCCAGACGGUCGGCGGAGCUACUCAGGGUCUGGGGAAGACUGUGGGUGGCGUGGGCGAGGGCUUGGGCAAGACAGUCGGAGGAGCCAGUGAGGGUGUGGGAAACACGACCAAGGGUCUUGGACAGUCGACCAGUGACGUUCUGAGCAGCAUCAAUGGCGACCGGUCUGGCGACAACGCGCGGAGAUGGUAAACCUGAGAUGCGAGGUGUUUGGAUGCCGAUAUGAUAUGAUAUGAUCUGAUGAACAGUCCUUACCUUCUGAUGCGCUCGACCUCGACUAUUCUUGAGUUCAUGUCGAUUCCUGUAUUAGUAUGAAGUUUUCAAUUUCAUGAGCCUUGAUUCGAAA
Aspergillus uvarum CBS 121591 is the source of this 463-nucleotide messenger RNA. RefSeq lists its product as uncharacterized. The transcript has 2 exons. Lineage: Eukaryota; Fungi; Ascomycota; Eurotiomycetes; Eurotiales; Aspergillaceae. Bases 1 to 309 code for a protein of 102 amino acids. The record is from RefSeq and is a predicted model, not a curated record.